Molecule: messenger RNA, 1497 nt
Organism: Sphenostylis stenocarpa
Lineage: Eukaryota; Viridiplantae; Streptophyta; Magnoliopsida; Fabales; Fabaceae
Source: the annotation of a GenBank genome assembly
AUGGAUGUUGUGGAUUUAGGUAGUAUGAUCAGCCGGCCACAAAAGCACAAUAAGGUGUAUGGUCUUGAUAAUCCUCAGUUGCAACUUGCAGUUUUGCAGAAAAAUUUGCCUGCAGCCCAUCUCAUUUGGCAAGAGUAUGUGAAAAACUAUAGCACGAGUAUCAUUGCUUUGCGUAGAUUCAUUUGGUCAUUUACAAGGUUAGGAGAUUUACAAUCUGCAUAUAAAACUCUACAACAAAUGGUGUCAUUAGCCAUCAGUGGAAACAUUUCUAUUACUAGAACAGAUUAUGGGAAGUUGUAUUCUACUAGAGUGGAUAUUCCUGUUCCUUCAAAUAAGGGGAUAGGCUUAGCCACAUUGGACUUGAAGGGCAAAAAUAAAUUGGACUCUUGUAAGAGUACUGAAUUAGAUGGACUCAAUGGAGAAGAACACUCACUGCUUAUGAAAGUGUUGAGGUGGUCCUUUAAUGAUAUAAUACAUGGGUGUGCAAAGCAAAAGAAUUAUAUGCUUGCAAGGCAGCUUAUGUUACAGAUGGAAAAUCUUGGUUUGCAGCCAUCCUGCCAUACAUAUAAUGGCAUUAUUAAAGCAGUUAUUUCCCAUGGAAGUUUUGGGGAUGCUUUAGGAGUGUUGAAAAAAAUGCAGCAGAAGAAUUUGAAGCCAAAUGAUUCAACUUUAGCAACACUUUCAAUCACAUGCAGCAAAGCACUACAAUUAGAUUUAGCUGAGGCUUUGCUGAAUCAGAUUUCUGAAUGUCUAUAUCCACAUCCUUAUAAUGCUUUGCUAGCAUCAUGUGAUGAAUUGAAUCAACCUGAACGUGCUGUGCGAGUGUUUGCCAAGAUGAAGCAGAAAAAAGUUUUGCCUGAUAUCAGGACUUUCGAGCUUCUAUUUUCUUUAUUUGGUGUUGUAAAUGCCCCUUAUGAAGAAAGUAAUAUACUGUCACAGGUGGAUGCUUUUAAAAGAAUAAAUGCUAUAGAAAAGGAUAUGGCCACAAAUGGCAUUUGGCACAGUCAUCUUUCAAUAAAAAACUUGUUGAGAGCCCUUGGAGAAGAAGGGAUGAUAAGAGAACUGAUUCAGUAUUUACAUGUGGCAGAGAAUCUUUUCAUUUAUAGAAACCCUUCAUUGGGAACACGUAUAUACAACAUAGUGUUACAUUAUCUUGUCGAAGCCAAAGAAAGCGACAUGGCAAUUGCAAUUUUCAAGAAGAUGAAGUUAUGCGGCUGCAACCCUGACUCUGAAACAUACAAUAUAAUGAUUGACUGUUGUACCAUCGGAAAAAGUUACAGAUCUGCUUGUUUGCUGAUUUCAAUGAUGAUACGGAAUGGGUUUUGUCCAGGGAUAUGUACAUAUACUGCUUUCAUUAAGAUUUUGCUGCAAGAUGAGAACUUUGAUGAAGUCAUGAAUCUUUUGAAACAAGUCAUAUUGGAUGGCAUCCAACCUGAUGUACUGCUGUUCAAUACUGUUCUUAAAGAAGCAUGUUACAAGGUAAUUUACUUUUCAUAG